Papilio xuthus (Asian swallowtail) is the source of this 2210-nucleotide messenger RNA. It is a transcript of the gene Rab2, whose product is annotated as RAS oncogene family member Rab2. The record is from RefSeq and is a predicted model, not a curated record. NCBI's taxonomy places the organism in Eukaryota, Metazoa, Arthropoda, Insecta, Lepidoptera, Papilionidae. The transcript has 6 exons. The coding region runs from base 176 to 817 and encodes 213 amino acids. Gene Ontology annotation, molecular function: GTP binding; GTPase activity.
UCACUCAUUGUCUCAUUGUCAGUUUUCACAAAUUUUACAAUGACAUACUGAAUCAACCCAGCUGUGAGAUUAAUAAAAAUUGCGUCGUAUCGUAAUUGUAAUAUUCGGUAUUGAGAGUGUUAUAUAUACUAAAUUUACAUUUUCUUUGUAAUAAUAACAGAAUAACCAGGAGAAAAUGGCAUACGCCUACUUGUUUAAAUACAUCAUCAUUGGCGACACAGGUGUGGGCAAGUCAUGUUUACUGCUGCAGUUCACAGACAAGAGAUUCCAACCAGUACAUGAUCUCACUAUUGGUGUGGAGUUUGGUGCCCGCAUGAUUACAAUUGAUGGUAAACAAAUCAAGCUACAGAUCUGGGACACUGCUGGCCAGGAGGCAUUCAGGUCAAUAACUCGGUCAUACUAUAGAGGUGCGGCAGGUGCACUUCUAGUUUAUGACAUAACUAGACGGGAUACCUUCAACCAUUUGACAACUUGGCUUGAAGAUGCCCGGCAGCAUUCCAACUCCAAUAUGGUCAUCAUGUUAAUUGGUAACAAGAGUGAUCUGGAAUCUCGACGUGAAGUAAAGAAAGAGGAGGGGGAAGCAUUUGCACGUGAACACGGCCUUGUGUUCAUGGAGACAUCGGCCAAGACUGCUGCAAAUGUUGAAGAGGCCUUUAUCAACACUGCAAAAGAGAUUUAUGAGAAAAUACAAGAAGGCGUUUUUGAUAUCAACAAUGAGGCAAAUGGCAUCAAGAUCGGUCCGCAGCACUCUACGGGCGGAGGCGCGAGCGGCGCUGGUGGCGCGGGCGCAGGCGCGGCGGGCGGCGGCUGCUGUUAGGUGCUGCGCUGCACACACUGAGGCGGACAGGUUGGCUCCUAGUGGGCUCAGCAGAGAGGGAGUGCAGCUGUGUGCAACAAACUAUGGUCGGAAAUUUACCGUGUGCCGGAUUUAUUAGGAUAUGUAUGUACGCUAUGGUAUAUGUUGCAUUCAUUAUAAUUUUAGUAAUGCCACUCUGGCAAGACAUUGUUUCGUAAAAUCGUUUCAUAUGUGCUUACAACGCGACAUUAGUAUUUAAAACUAGUUUUUAUACACAACUGAUUUCAAUAUCUUACAAAAUAUAUGCAGUUUUCUAUUUCUCGACAUUUUAAAUAGUUUACAGACUAAUUUAGAUGGAUUCAAAAUUAAAUACAGUUAUUAUCCCUAUCUAAGUGUUUAUUUACAUUGUAGAUGCAGUUUCUCAUUCUAUAUAGUACAUAAUGGUAAGAUAUAAAUGUUAAGACAUAAGUUUCAAAUCUUAUUGUGUAACAGUUCUACGAGAGUAAUUAUAAUAAAACAUGUUAACAUCGGACCAGGAGUGGAAAAUUAUUGAACUGUAUAUGUUGUUUUAAAAAGCUUUUUAGUCUUUGUAUGCUUAUGUACUAUGUGUUAUAUUGUAAAAUUGUCAUAUACAUAUGUGUAUUUGAAUUUCAAAUACAAUUUAAAAUAUGCCAAACCAAGAUAGUUAAACAUAACCAGAAAUCUCUAAUUGUGUGUUUAGGCAAUUAUCAAUACUAUUUUUCAUUAUAUGAGUGCAAUAUUUUAUUUUAUAAUUUAAAAAUAUUACAGAAUUUGAGUUCGUAAUUUAAUUUAAUGUUUAUUAAAAACAGUCAAUAUUUUAUGUUUUUAAAUAUGUGAUAACUCUAAAAGAAAAUACGACAAUAUGUAUUUGGGAAGAAACACACAUAUUUUCAAGAAAGCUAUUCGAAUCAUUUAUUUUAUAUGUAUUAUAUAAUUUACAUAUUAAUAUAUAAUUAAAAAAAUAAUUUACACAUAAAUUUCAGGUCAAGAGACACUUAUAGUUUUAAGUUAUAACAAUAACACAAAAUGAAAUUGCUGUGAUGACAUUAUGUAAUUCCAGUUAAUUACAUAAAAGUUUAUGUACUAACCUAUAUUACCUUUUUAGUACCUUAUUUAAUAAAAUAAUUAACCUGUUUGCUACUGUAUUGUUCUUAAAACAUGACGUAAACUUGUGAAGGCCUACAGAACUUUUGCACAAGAACAAUUUAAAAUUUAUUUAAUUAAAAGUAAAGGAAAGUAAAAGGACUGCUUGCAACUCAACAGGACAUGAUUACAAGAAAUUGUUUAUAUUUAAGUUUAGCACAUGUAAUGUAGUAAGCUAAUAUAUAAGGUUACAUUAUGCAACACACAUUUGUAAAGCGUAAUCCAUCAAAGUAAAUGUUAUAAAAUUCAA